AUGGGAAACUGCUAUGGCAAUGUCAAGACUCACAAGCCAGGCAACAAAUUGAGACCAAUAAUAUCUCAAAUCCCAACCCCUACCUACAACAUCGCAAAGAGAUUGUGCGCCCUCCUUACACCGUACAUCCCAACCACCUAUUGCCUGCAGUCAGCAACAGACUUCAUCGACAUUCUCAAGAACAACAACGCGGGAGGAAGAGUUGCUUCACUAGACGCCGAAUCCCUCUUUACGAAUGUCCCCGUGGACCGCACCAUCAACUACAUCAUCGACCGUGUGUAUAAAAACAACUCUACACCUACCCUCGCCAUCCCAGAAGCUGUACUUCGAGAACUACUGGAAUGCUGUACAAAGGAAGCACCGUUCAUCUGCCCCCGGGGAAACAAAUACUGCCAGGUAGAUGGCGUAGCCAUGGGUUCUCCUCUUGGUGUACUCUUGGCAAAUUUUUUCAUGGGCUGCAUCGAGGAGGAAGUUUUCAAGAUAAUAGAAAAGCCAGAUAUAUACUGCCGGUAUAUUGACGAUAUAUUCAUCAAGACAAAGGAUGCCACCGAAGCAGAACGCCUUAGACUCCACCUCCAAGAAACCUCCGGACUGAAAUUCACCAUGGAAAACAGCGAAGACGGAGCCAUGCCUUUUCUAGACGUCCUCGUCCAACAAGAAGACGGAAGAUUUACCACCAGCGUCUACACCAAACCAACGAACCCAGGAUUUUGCUUAAACGGACGAAGUGAGUGCCCCACGAAGUACAAGGAUUCCACCAUCUGCGCCUAUAUCAGAAGAGCGCUCACACACUGCAGUACGUGGAAGCAAGUCCAUCAAGAAAUAGAGCGCUCAACUCAAGUUCUGAUAAACAACGGCUUCAGCGAAAAGGACAUCAGCCGCCUGACGAAGAAGAUCAUAGACGGCUGGCACAGCAAGAAGCAGAAAGAGGAGAAGAAAGAAGACAUCAGCAUUUUUUACAAAGCGACAUUCUCUACCGCCUACAAAGAAGAUGAGAGGGUCAUUACACAAAUAGUAAGAAGAAACGUCAAGCCAUCCGACCCCAACAAACAAGUAAAGCUGGUCAUAUACUACAAGACCAAGAAAACCAGCCAUCUCCUUCUGAAAAACACCCCCUCAAAAGAGAUAGAGAGCCUACAAAAGUCGCAUGUCAUAUAUAGGUUCACGUGCAACCAAGGAAACUGUGAAGUCCUUCCCUCUACCUAUGUUGGCAUGACGACAACAAGACUCUCGCGACGACUGACAUUCCACCUCGCGUCAGGAGCACCCAAGAAACACCUGAAGGAGCAGCAUAGAAUCAACAUCACAAGAGAAAUGCUGGAAAACAACACGGAGAUCCUGACAACAUGUCCUGACACAAGACGCCUCACCAGCCGAGAGGCACUCUACAUCAAAACAACAAACCCGACAUUAAACAUGCAGGCAGAAGAUCUACAAGCCCUACCAAGUAUCCUUACCAAUGAAAGACCUCGCUUCUGA
This is a messenger RNA of Eriocheir sinensis (Chinese mitten crab), 1479 nucleotides long. RefSeq lists its product as uncharacterized. The transcript has 2 exons. NCBI's taxonomy places the organism in Eukaryota, Metazoa, Arthropoda, Malacostraca, Decapoda, Varunidae. The coding region runs from base 1 to 1479 and encodes 492 amino acids. The record is from RefSeq and is a predicted model, not a curated record.